This is a messenger RNA of Colletotrichum scovillei, 1236 nucleotides long. RefSeq lists its product as uncharacterized. Gene Ontology annotation, molecular function: monooxygenase activity; FAD binding. Gene Ontology annotation, biological process: secondary metabolite biosynthetic process. The transcript has 5 exons. NCBI's taxonomy places the organism in Eukaryota, Fungi, Ascomycota, Sordariomycetes, Glomerellales, Glomerellaceae. Bases 1 to 1236 code for a protein of 411 amino acids. The record is from RefSeq and is a predicted model, not a curated record.
AUGAGAGUCCUCAUCAUCGGCGCAGGUCUCGGCGGCCUCGCUUGCGCCAUAGCGUGUAGAAGAGAGGGGUUCGAGGUAGUGGUUCUCGAGAGGGCGAAUAGACUGGUCCCGAUCGGCGCAGGUCUUCAGCUUCCGCCCAACGGAACAAGAAUCGCAAGACAACUAGGCUACCUCGACAAACUCCUGCAAUGCGGGGUCGUCAUCGACGGGAUGGAGUACCGCAGGUACGCCGACGGCGCGCACCUGCACACGCUCUCGGCCAAGGACGCGCAGGCCCGGUACGGUGACCUCUGGAUGGUUGUGCACCGGGCUGAUUUGCACUACAUCCUUUGGCAGACGUGCAAGGAGAUUGGCGUGGAUCUGUGUCUCGAUAUGGAUGUGGAGAGAAUUGAUUUUGACGAAAAGAGGGUGUAUCUUGAAGAUGGGGAUGAUAUUGGCGGAGAUGUGAUUAUUGGUGCUGAUGGGCUUUGGUCUAUUUGUCGUGAUCAGCUUCUUGGAGCGGCUUCGCCGCCUGUUGAGACGGGGGAUCUGGCGUAUCGCGCUACGUUUCCGUUUGACUACCUCAAAGCUCUGAAUGAUCCCGGGGUCGACGAUCUCUGCGCGCGGAAGCUGGCUACGGUGUGGAUGGGACCCGACAAGCAUACCGUGUUCUACCCCGUCAGAGGCGGGCGGGAGUUCAACCUCGUGCUCAUCAGGCCGGAUAAUAUGGAACUGGGCGAGAAGCGCGUGCAGGGUGAUAUCGAAGAGAUGAGGGAAAGUUAUCGCGGGUGGGAUGAGACAUUGACAAAGCUCAUCUCGCUGAUACCGAGAGUGCAAAAGUGGAAGCUAUGCACGCACCCCGAGUUGAAGACGUGGACCAAGGCCCAAGGCGCAGCCAUGGCAGUUGAAGACGGCGCCGUGAUCGGGAAGCUUCUGGGCCUCUUGAAGAACUCCUCGGGGGCAGAAAACAUGGUCCCACAGAUUCCCGAGAUCUUGAAGCUAUAUGAGACGCUUCGGAAAGACCGGACGACGGUGAAUGUGCAAGGUGCGACAUCGAAUCGAAAAUGGUAUCAUGUUCGCGACGGGCCGGAGCAGGAGGCUCGCGAUGCGGAGAUGACGGGCGCACCGCUGAGGGAUGAGUUGUCGCCGACGGGGUGGCGGUUGAUGGAUGAGGAUUAUCGGAUGGAGUUAAUGGGGCGGGAUUCGGUAGCAGAAGCCAUUGAGGCCUUCAAGGAGUGGAGACAAAAACAAGCCUGA